UUUGCGUCAUUGGUUAUUACUAAACAGCAAAAAGAAUGUAUUGUAAUUUUAGAUCUUCUCGCAUUAUUGACAAUAUGCAUCGUAUCAAGUAAAGGUACACCAUAUCCUCAGUUCAAAACACCAGAUCCUGACUGCAUAAAAAAUGGAACCAAGUACUAUCCGGAUCCAUAUAACUGUACACAAUACUAUGUAUGUGAUGUUCAUAACCAAAAGGUGCUAAAGGAAUGUACCCAAGGUAAAUGGUGGAAUGAUUUAAUACAAGCUUGUGAUGUUAUCCAAGAUGGUGUUUGCUGGGAUCCUGAUUGCGAGAAGCAACAAUAUUGGCCUAAUGUAUACGAUUGUUCAAAGUACUACGAAUGUAAUACUGAGGGUGAGAAGGUUGAAAUGCAGUGCCCAGCAGAUCUUUUAUGGAAUCCCCUGUUAACGACUUGUGAUCGCCCAGAAAACGUUGAUUGUUCAUGGACCGUUGGCCCUACACAACCAACAACGCCCCCAACAACACCGACAACUACACCAACUACAAGAGCAACAACCUUACCAACAGUAGAUCCAAGUCUUCGGUGUGACAAGGAUGGCGAAUACUUUCCAGAUACAACCAAUUGCCAAGCAUUUUACGAAUGUAUUGAUGGAGUAAAACAACAUGAUAUAUGCCCCGAUCCGCUUUUGUGGAAUGUUCAUGUACCUGGAUGUACUGUCGAUUCUGACUGCUCCCAAGUUUAUGGUACAACACCUGUUUACUGCGAUAACGGUAGCCUGACAGGUGAUGUUGAUGACUGUCACAGAUUCUUCAUUUGUCAAAAUAACCACUGGGUAGGACCUCUCCAAUGUCCAAACGAUCUCUAUUGGAGCGAAAAGAGUAAAGGGUGUGUCAAGAUUGAAGAUUCUGACUGCCCCAAAGUAGCCAAAAAGUAAUCCAAAAUAUACUUAACAAUAGUGUCGAUAUUGUACGUUUUAUUAACAAAUAAACCUUAAUAAUAU
Molecule: messenger RNA, 978 nt
Organism: Diabrotica balteata
Lineage: Eukaryota; Metazoa; Arthropoda; Insecta; Coleoptera; Chrysomelidae
Source: the annotation of a GenBank genome assembly